AUGAAGUACUCUGCCUUUGCUAUCACACUUGCCACUCUAUCUACUGUUUUUGCUUCGCCUAUCGCUCGAGAUGCCGAUAGCAAAUCCGGGUUCCUGACUAUCCCUGUUGUUCGCGUACAUGCACCCAAUAACAGCUCUGUUAGCCAUAUUGCGAAGCGGAGCACUAUCCCUGUUUCACUUUCAAACCAGGUUUAUUUGUACCUUGCCACGUUUGACCUUGGAACACCCGAGCAGUCUGUCACAGCUCAGAUCGACACGGGCUCUUCAGAUCUCUGGGUUUAUGGCCCCAACUCUAAUGCACCUGGUGCUUCUUACGACCCUUCUGAUUCGUCUACCUAUGAGUACCUGAGCAAUGAUUUCUCGAUUGAAUACGUUGAUGGUACAGAGAUCAACGGUGAUUGGGUCACCGACACUGUCACUAUUGGUUCGGCAGCUGUCACGAAUCAGCAAUUUGCUUACACAAAUGCCGAAGCUUCCAAUGGCCUCAAUUAUGGUGUGUUCGGUAUCGGUUUCGAGAAUGAUGAGUCCACUAGCUCUGAAUACACCAACGUCCCUCAAAACUUGAAGAACCAAGGGUUCAUCUCCCAGAACGCUUAUUCUCUUUACUUGGACGACAUCGAUGCCAACACUGGUACGCUACUUUUCGGUGGUAUUGAUGAGGCCAAAUAUAGUGGUUCUAUGGCCGUGCUUCCCAUUGAGUCUAAUUCUGCGUUCCAGGUUUCGGUUUCCGUUGUUGGCAGCUCGACUCAGGGUAUCCUCGACUCAGGAACAUCUCUUACGUACUUGGACUCUGACACUGUUGAACAGAUUGCCAAUAUCUAUGGCGCUACUUGGGAUCAGAGCCAGGGUGCUUACAUUUUGAAUUCGCAGCCUUCUGGCAACCCCCUGGUUUACACAUUCGGCAACGUCGAAAUCCAGGUCGGACUUGAUGAACUUUUCAUUGAAAAUGAGGAUGGUUCUUAUACCCUCACAAUCUUGCCCAACUCUGAGACCCAAGGUAUUAACUUGCUUGGAGACAGCACUCUUCGUUCUGCGUACGUUGUCUACCAACUUGAUUCCAACCAGAUUGGAAUUGCUCAGGCCAAGUAUACCAGCUCAUCUAACAUUGUUCCCAUCACUGGCUCUUUGUAA
Molecule: messenger RNA, 1131 nt
Organism: Wickerhamiella sorbophila
Lineage: Eukaryota; Fungi; Ascomycota; Dipodascomycetes; Dipodascales; Trichomonascaceae
Product: Candidapepsin
Exons: 1
Coding region: 1-1131 (376 amino acids)
Biological process (GO): proteolysis
Molecular function (GO): aspartic-type endopeptidase activity
Source: RefSeq, a predicted model, not a curated record